AUGUUCACGAAAGACCUCCACGUGGACACGUGCUCGCACGAGCACGCGCCGCCGCGCGGCCGGUGCCCGGACGACUUCUUGAUCGUGCUUGCCGCGAAUCCGUUUCGACGCGUGAUUUCGAGCGCGGCGUGGCACAAGAAAAUCUCCGGGGGCCAGGAGAUCAAGCCCUGGGGCUUCGACGAGCGCGAGCAAAUCUCCCACUUCCGCGGCUGGGUCGCGAACCUCGCCGCGCCGCCCGUGCGCACGGCGUCGGAGCUCCUGCCGCGAGGGGCCAACCCCUUCGUGCUGAGGACGAACAACCUGCAGGACGACACGCUCCUGCUCCUCGCCGCGCUCGGCUACCCGCGGCGCAACUUCUCGAGCCGCCACUGCGUCUCGAGCUGCGCGUCGACGAAGCGGACCGUGUCCGCCGCGGCCUUCAAGCCGUCGCCGCCCUGGGACCAGCGUGCCUACUACGACGACGCGACGGCGGCCAAGGUGCGCCGGCUCUACGCGCGCGACUUCGACGCCUUCGGCUUCUCCCGGGACCCGCAGCACAUCAUGGUGUGUGCAGCCUGCCGAAACAUGCUGCCCUUCUGCCGAAUCAUCAUGCUGCCCUUCCUGCUCCUGCCCUACGCCUGGGCGGGCACCCCUACACAGCUCGUCGUGGACCUCAAGCCCGUGCCGGCCCUCGGCGUGUCCACGUCGCCCAUGUUUCGCUGGGCGGUGGCACCCUGCGAUGACGCCACGGACGCGAUGCAAACGUCCUACGCCAUCACCGUCACCGACGCAGCCGACGCCGUCAUCUGGGACUCCGGCACCGUCGCCUCGCCGACGGCUUUGGCGGCCUACGGCGGCGCCGCGCUCAACGGUAGCGCGAGCUACGCCUGGACCGUGACCACGACGAGCGACGCGUGCGGCGCGUCGGCCGCGGCGACGGGAUCCUUUGUCACCGCGGCGGCCUUCGCCCCCAACGCGUCCUUCAUCUGGCACUCGAACAGCAAGGCGGCCUUCGCCUUCCUCCGCGGCGAGGUCCCGGCGGUCGAGGGCGUCGCGCGCGCGACGCUCUACGCGUCGGGCCUCGGCGACGACUUCGUGCUCUGCUCGUACAAGGUCUGGGUCGCCGGCGAGCUCCUCGGCUGCGGACCGGGCCGCGGCGAGGCGCCCAUGGCCCGCGACGGCACGAACGCGACCUUCCGGACCGGCGCCUACGACACCUACGACGUCACGCGAUUCUUCGGCGACGGCGGCGCCGUCGCCGUCGCGGCCCAGGGCGUCGCGUCGAAGGACGCCCACCCCCAGGUGCGCGGCGUCCUCGUGCAGAUCGACGUCGUCGCCGGCGACGGGACGACGACGUCCUACGCGACGGACGGCUCCUGGCUCGCGUUCGACGCGGACGCGUACCUGGGCCCGACCCUCGCCAAGAGCUGGUACAAGGUGCGCCUCGAGAACGCCGACGCGCGCCUCGAGCCCGCCUUCGGCGCGGACGCGGCGGCCGUGCGCUGGCGCGCGGCGCCCCUCGCGUCCCUCGGCGGCGACUGGACGGCCGCGGCGCCCGCCGCGGCCGUCGGCGCCGUCGCGCCGAAGCUCGCGCGGCCCGUGCGGAUCGUCGACGCGGCGGCGACGGUCGGCGGCCACUUCUUCGGCGACUUCGGCCGCGAGUUCGAGGGGGGGCUCACGUUCGCGACGGCCGAGGGCGUCGACGGCGUCGUGCUCCGCGUGACGACGGGCGAGAGCGCCGCGAACAGCACCGUGGGCGACGCCUGGGGCUUCGUCUUCAACCUCACGCUCCGCGGCGGCCCCAUGCGCUACGAGACCCACCAGUACAUGGAGUUCCGCUACGUUCAGGUCGACGUGCUCGCGGGGUCCUUCGACGUCGCCACCGACCUCGACGUCGGCGCGUGGACCGCGGAGUACCCCUACGACGCCGCGGAGUCGUCGUUCGAUUCGAGCGACGCGACGCUCGACGGCGUCUACGAGCUCGCGCGGUGGACGGUGGAGGCCGGCGUCCUCGACACGUUCACGGACAGCAACACGCGCGAGCGGCGGCCCUACGAGGCGGACAUGCUCUGCGCGGGCACCGCGCGGCUCUGGGUCCAGCGCGACGCGGCGCUCCUGCGGCACAGCGUGUCCUACGUCCUCGAGGCGCCGACGUGGCCCGUCGAGUGGCUCCAGAUGGCGCCGCUCCUCGCCUGGGCCGACUACAUGGCGACGGGCGAGACCGUCGUCGCCGAGACCUACGCGGACCUUUUGCGCAACGACACGCGCUACCCGGCGGACGCGGACGCGACGGGCCUGCUGAGCUGCAGCAAGCCGCCGAACAAGUGCUCGAGCCCGCCCGCGGGCCCGGGCCACCACAUCGUCGACUGGUUCCCCGGCCCGAGCGGCGCCAUGUUCCGCGCCUCGGACCACCUGAGCGUCGACCAGGCCUUCGCCGUCGCCGGCCUCCGCAAGCUCGCGGCCACGGCCGGCGGCGCCGUCGCAAAGGCCGCCGCCGCGGACGCCGACGCCCUCUACGCGGCGAUGAAGACGCACAUGUGGAACGCGAGCGCGAACCGCUACUGCGACGGCGCCUGCGCGGACGUCGCCGGCCACGCGGGCGUGACGACGGCCGCGUGGUUCCUCUACAACGGCCUCCUCGAGCCCGCGGCCGCGGCGACGGCGUGCGCGGACGUCAAGGCCUGGGGGCUCGAGGGCUUCGGGUCCUACGGCGCGUUUAUCUACCUGAGCGCGCUCGCGGCCUGCGACGUCGACGACGGCUCCGCGAUGCUCGAGGCCCUCACGAAGUGCGACGCCCAGUCCUGGUGCGCGGAGAUGCGCGACUCCGGCGCGACGAUGACGCGCGAGUCAUGGGCCGGCGGCACCUACUCGCACCCCUGGGGCACGGCGGCGCUCGUCGGCGUCUCCGCGGGCGUGCUCGGCGUCGCCCAGACCGCGCCGGCCUGGCGGAACUUCACGGUCAAGCCCAAGCUCGGCAACCUCACCUUCGCGAACGGCGUCGUCCCGACGCUCGCGGGGCCCGUGGCCGUCAACGCGACGCCGACGGCCACCGCGGUCGUCGUGCCGCCGAAUUCCCGGGCCACGGUCUGCGUCGCGAACGCCGCGCGCGUCCUCCUCGACGGCGUCGCCGUCGACGCCGUCGCCUCCGGCGCCCACGCCUGCGCCGUCGGCGUCGGCAGCGGCCGCCGCGGCGCGGCGCGCGUCGUCGCCGCGGCCGAGUGA
Messenger RNA from Aureococcus anophagefferens, 3201 nucleotides. RefSeq lists its product as hypothetical. The record is from RefSeq and is a predicted model, not a curated record. The transcript has 3 exons. Gene Ontology annotation, biological process: carbohydrate metabolic process. The coding region runs from base 1 to 3201 and encodes 1066 amino acids. Lineage: Eukaryota; Pelagophyceae; Pelagomonadales; Pelagomonadaceae.